UUUGAAUUCACGAGGAAAUAGGAAGUGAAAUGUACUAAAUACCAAAUACCGACGGAUAAGAGUACACGUACGCGUUUAUUAUGACGCAACCAUCAUUUUAUACGUGAUAUAUAUAUCUGAGAAUUGAAUUGUAGUUACAUCUGACGAGUUGCUUGUACCAGAAAACCGAGGCAUUGUUUUAAAAGAGUUACACAUAAAGUUGCGUGUGGUUUGAAGAACGUCUGUGCAAGAUGACUGAAGCAGAGCUGGAGACGCUGAGGGUUCCUCCGUCCCUGUCCGCCAAGGUGGAGGGGUCGUUUGCUUAUCUGACCAUAAGAGACAGACUGCCCACCAUCCUGACCAAGGCCGUCGACUCCAUCCAUCGCAACAAAGACAAGUUCUUUGAGCAGUAUGGCGAGGAGGGGCUCCGGGCAGAGAAGGCGGCCAUCGGCCUGCUGUCCAAGCUGAGGAACGAGCUGCAGACAGACAAGCCGGUGCUGCCCCUGGUGGACGAGCUGGAGGACGCGGAGGGCUGGAACCUCUACCUGCAGCGCCACGAGGCGCUGCAGGGGGAACAGGACCCCGUCAGCUGGUUCCGGUCCCCGUGGCUCUACGUUGAAUGCUACAUGUACCGCCGGAUACAGGAGGCCCUCUGGCUGAAUCCCCCUAUCAGCGGGUUUGAUGCGUUCCAAGAGGCCAAGACUCAGAGCUACUUUGAGUCCCAGCGGGCGGUCAUGGCUCUGUGCACGCACCUGGAAGGCCUCCGCAAGACCGUGGCAGGGCUCCCUGAAGACCAGCUGCUGGAGCACUUUGACCGACUGCUCCAGGUCUCCUUGUGGGGCAACAAGUGCGACCUGUCCAUCUCGGCCGGCCAGGACAACUCCCAGAAGACCAGUCCCAUCGACUCACUGGCCGAGCUCCGCCCCUUCAUCCUGGUGGACGACACCCGCUCCGUCUGGUCGGCGCUGGUCUCGGCGCGGGACCGGGGAGGCCCGGGCAGGGUGGACAUCAUCCUGGACAACGCAGGCUUCGAGCUGACCACGGACCUGGUCCUGGCCGACUUCCUGGUGGCCUCGGGGCUCGCCCGCAGCGUCCGCUUCCACGGCAAGGCCAUGCCCUGGUUCGUGUCGGACGUGACGGCGCAGGACUUCACCUGGACCGUCCGGCAGACCGUGGCGUCCAACCACAGGUUCAUGUCCGCGAGCGGCGUUCAAUGGCAGCGCUACGUGCGGGAGGGCGUGUGGACCUAUCUGGACCACCCGUUCUGGACGCAGCCCCACCCCUUCUGCGACAUGGCGGCGGACGCGCCGGACCUGCACGCGGGCCUGCAGGGCGCCGCCCUGGUCCUGUUCAAGGGGGACCUGAACUACAGGAAGCUGACAGGCGACCGGGAGUGGGCGCCGACAGCGGCGUUCGCCACGGCGCUGCGGGGCUUCGCGCCGGCGCCGCUGUGCAGCCUGCGGACGCUGAAGGCCAACGUCCAGGUGGGGCUGCAGCCCGGCCAGGCGGAGCAGCUCGGCCAGCGCCAGCCGGACUGGAUGACCUGCGGCCAGUACGCCGUGGUCCAGUUCCACAGCCCCCCCCGCCGGGGACCGUGAGACCGCCGGGCCUCCAGGGGGAGGCAUUGACUCGGAGGGGGUUGGGGGGGGGGGGAACGAGGAUCAAGCGGGGGUUGGGGGGGGGGGGUCCGAGCCAUUGUAUUGGCUAGGGGUGGAGCGGACACAGAUUGUUUGGAGAUGGUAUCCUGGCCGUUUGCGCCGUGCUUGGAAAUAAGAGCCACCAUGCAAGUGGGGGGGGGGGGGGGGGAUCUGUCAUCUUGUUUACCAAUGAAUCUCUUUUUUCUUUUAUUAUGAUUAACUUACUAAAUGUGCACUUUUCACUGUUUGGAAAAUGGGUAACUGGCUGUGCAGAAGUUUCUUUAAAUCAGGGCGGCUCAUAUCUUAAAUCUCAGAGCGUAAAACCAAUGGGUGCAACGUUAAACCUUAUUUUUCUAAGACGAUGUAUGACAAGGUCAGAGACGAUGCAUGAAGUUGAAUGAAUACAAAAAAAAGAAAAUGUCGAAUCUGAACUGAUAAUAUGUGGUGCUGCAGAAAGUAAGGUAAUAUUAAUCCUGUUUAAAAGUGGCGUACUAAACAAUGUUGAUCAAAUAUAGUUUAAAAAAUAGUUUACAGUUUUUGAUAAAAUAAAUAAUGAUUCUCAUAUUUGUAUUAUUAUUUAUAAUUAUUCAUGAGAUUAUGGACCAUGUAUGUAUUGUGGUCUAUUAUCUCAUUUAUUUCGUUCCAAUCAUUACAGUAUUGUUCACAUGUUGUGCUUAUUGUUGGACUGUGUACUUUCAAUAGGUUAAAUAAGGACCCCUACUGGUGCAGAAUGGCACAACGGCAGCGAUAACUGAUUAAAAAAUCAUCUCAAGGAUACAAAUAAAUAUCUCGAUACCAUC
This is a messenger RNA of Gadus morhua (Atlantic cod), 2416 nucleotides long. RefSeq names its product damage control phosphatase 1 (gene dcph1). Gene Ontology annotation, biological process: DNA damage response. The record is from RefSeq and is a predicted model, not a curated record. Gene Ontology annotation, cellular component: nucleus. The transcript is spliced from 5 exons. Bases 231 to 1577 code for a protein of 448 amino acids. NCBI's taxonomy places the organism in Eukaryota, Metazoa, Chordata, Actinopteri, Gadiformes, Gadidae. Gene Ontology annotation, molecular function: phosphatase activity.